GAAGGGCGGGAAUUUCACGGUGGCGGCCUGCGGCCUACGCUGCGGUCUUUUCCUCGGCCGAAGAAGGGGCGGCCUUUGAGGAACGGCAGCCGGCAGCGGCUGCAGCUGGGCUGGUCCCGGGGCCCGGCCAGGGGUGGAGGCGGGAAAGCGAGAGGAUGAUGCGCCCGGCGCGGCGGCGCUGCUGCAGCCGGGACCGCCCGAGAUCAGCUCCGCGAGCCUGGGCCGCUCGCUAGUCAGGGCUGGAGGCGGCGCAGGACUGCCAGGGCCCCGCGGCCGAAGAGGGGCUGCUGGAGGGAGAGCGCUUGCCGCCCAGGCUGCGGCCCGGGAGUGGCGGCGGCGGCUGCGGCGUGGCCAUGCCGUGGCUGAGCGGAGGGCGCAGGAGGCGACGGCAGCAGCAGCAGCAGCCACCGCAGGCCGCCGUGAUGGGACAAGGGACCGGGCAGUCGCCUGUCGUGUCAGGAGGCGGCGGGCCGCGGGGCCGGGAGAGCUCGGAACUGCCUCUGCCCGCGGGCUGGGAGGAGGCGAGAGACUACGACGGGCGCGUCUUCUACAUCGAUCACAAUACGCGGCAGACUUCGUGGAUCGACCCGCGGGACAGGAUUACAAAGCCUUUAACUUUUGCUGACUGUGUAGGUGAUGAGCUGCCUUUAGGAUGGGAAACUGUUUAUGAUCAACAGAUUGGUAUUUAUUACAUGGACCAUAUAAAUCAACUUACCCAAAUUGAGGACCCAAGAGAGCAAUGGAGAAGAGAGCAAGAGCGAAUGUUAAAAGAAUAUUUAAUUGUUGCCCAGGAGGCCCUUAAUGCCAAAAAGGAAAUCUACCAAAUUAAGCAGCAACGUUUUGAGCUAGCACAAGAAGAAUACCAGCAGCUGCAUAAAAUGUGUGAGGAUGACACUCGUUCUUAUACGAGCUCAUUCUCUGGAUUUUCAACCAAUACAAAAUAUGACCCAUCCCAGAUUAAAGCAGAAAUAGCAGGUCGACGUGACAGACUCUCUAGGUUAAAACGAGAAUUGGCACAGAUGAAGCAAGAGCUGCAGUACAAAGAGAAAGGAGUGGAGACAUUGCAAGAGAUUGAUCGUAAGAUAUCAAAUGCCCAUAUGAAAUACAAAUUGGAUGAAGCCCAAGCAAUAAUGAAUGAACUCCGAACCAUCAGGAAGGCAAUUUGUAUGGGUGAGAGAGAGAGACAAGACCUAAUGCAGAGUCUGGCCAAGCUGACAGAGGGAUUCAAGAAUAGUUGUUGUAUUACAGAAUCUCUGCAGGAUCUUCAGUAUAAUUCUAGCUCGCACACUGACUCCUGUUUACCUCAGCAACAAUGUGAUGCUUGUUCUCAAACUGACAUCAUUGGGGAGUUUGGAUUUGAUGAUAAAGCAAGGCUCGGUGAUGGAGAACGAUUAGCUCUACAGUAUGAAGAGGCCCAAAAGAGGGUUUCCAGUAUCCAGCAACAGCUGGCCCAAUUGGAUAAUGAAUCCUGGCCAGGAAUGGCAGAAGCAGACAGGGAUCGUCUUCAACUCAUCAAAGAGAAAGAGGCUCUCCUACAAGAUUUGCAGCUCAUCAGUCAGCAGCGGCGAUCCCCUGAGGACAUUGAACAUCUAGAGGAUGAAAAAAGGCGUCUGGAGGCUGAGAUCCAACAGGCUAGGGCCAGUUCUUCUCAUGGUGCUGCUGAAAGGAUACUGCUACAGGAAAAGACUAAUUGUCUGCUGAUGCAGCUGGAAGAAGCAACUCGUUUAAGUUCGUAUUUACAGUCGCAGUUGAAAAGCUUGUCUGCCAGCACACUGACAAUAUCUUCUAGUGGCAGCAGGGGGUCAUUGGCAUCCAGCCGUGGAUCAUUGGCAUCCAGCAGGGGCUCUCUUAGCUCUGUCAGCUUCACAGACAUCUAUGGUCUUCCUCAAUAUGAGAAAUCAGACAGUGUUAUUGACUACUGGCAGCACAUGCGAUUUGAUGCAAUUCCAUUUGAUUGUCCCAGUAAAGAUAUACAGUAUGUUGACUCCAUUGGACCUUCUAGUUUUGGUAAACAAAGAAGAUCUUUGGAUACACCUCUGUCACUGGCAUCCCUCUCAUCACGGUCCUCUCUGUCCUCAUUGUCUCCUCCAAGCUCCCCCCUGGACACUCCCUUCCUCCCUGCUUCUCGGGAUUCCCCAUUGGCCCAAAAGUCAGAAGGAUAUGAGGAAAUGAUGGGCACAGGGGCCUUAGAAAUGCUUCGAGCUCAUGUUUCUGUUUUGGGUGAAGACAAAUCUCAAGAAACAGUGUCAUCUAAGGCUCAUGACUAUUUUCCAGACAAUGAAGGACUACAGCUGGCAAACAUUCCAACCUCUGGAGUUGUGACUCUACGUGAAGACAGUGCUAGAAGGUUGGAGAGGAGAGCCAGGCGAGUCUCAGCAUGUCUGUCCAAUUAUUCACUGGCUAGUGACAGUGGCGUGUUUGAAGCUUUAAGCAAAAGGAAUGAGGAUGUUGAAGAAUCAUUGUAUGGUGAUGCUGUCAGUGAAGAGCCAAAAAUGCAAGUUGGAUUUCUACAUGACAGUGGAAGUGAGUGCCUGCUGGUUCAUGUGCUACAACUAAUGAAUUUUAGUGGUCUUGCUGUGAAAGAAGGCUGUAAAAUACAUGUGAGAAUAUAUUUACCAUCUCUUGAGUCUGGCACUCCAACCACUUAUUGUUCUAGAGCUUUGGAAUUUCAAACUCCAUUAAUAUUUAAUGAGGUCUUCCGGAUCCCUGUUCAGUCAAGUAUCCUGAAGCUAAAAUCACUACAGCUUUACAUCUGUUCAGUUGGCCAGCAGCAACAAGAAGAAUUGUUGGGCAUUGCUCAGAUUAGCCUUGCUGGCUAUGAGAGUUCAAGUGAAAUGCAGCUUAACUGGUAUCCUAUCCAGAUCUUCAAUGGCUCAGAUUGUCAGCUGACUAAGGAUAAUCCCAAGUGUGAAGAAAGCACUGCUCAGUGUUCUGAAAACAAAACCACAGUGAAAAUGGAUGCUGUGACUGCCCUAUUAGCUAAGACCAAAGCUCAACUGAAAGCUGUAGAGAGAGAACUAGCGAAGGAGAACGUGAAACUGGAAUACACAGAAGAGGAAUUACUUGAGAUGGAACAAAAGGAAGAUCAGGUGGAAGCUGUGUCGGAGAGAAGUUGGCAAGCAGAAUCAGUUGACAGUGGAUGUAGUAAUUGCACACAGAGCAGUCCUCACUACCCAGAGGCUUAUUGUGGUGAAACAUUACAUAUGUUUGUGGGUCAGACAGAUGAAUAUACUUCUGGAAAAGUCCAGCCUCCUCCUCUAAAGGUGGAUAAGGAGACCAACACGGAAGAUCUCUUCCCAGAAGAAAUGGGUUUGCUUCACAAAAGCAGAACUGGCCGUCGAUCCCGAGGGUCUGCAUUUGUUCGCAGUAGUACUAUUGUUCGCUCACAGACAUUCUCUCCUGGUGCACGAAGUCAGUAUGUUUGUCGUCUAUACCGUAGUGACAGCGACAGUUCAACCCUGCCACGAAAGUCACCCUUCAUCAGAAAUACUUUGGAAAGGCGAACGUUGCGUUAUAAGCAGCAGUCCUGUAGGUCGUCUUUGGCUGACCUUAUGGAACGGACAUCACUAGACCUGGAGCUGGAUCUCCAGGCCAUCAGAACAAAGCAGAGACAGCUGAAUGAGGACAUAUGCACUCUGAGAGAGCUGCAGCAGCGCCUGGAGGAUGCUCAGCGUAGAGGGCAAACUGAUCUGCCUCACUGGGUGCUUCGGGAUGAACGAUUCCGAAAUUUGCUUAAGGAGGCAGAGAGACAGACAAGACAGACCAAAUUUGAACAUCGUCAACAACAAGCAGCUGAAAAAUUGCUCAAGAAAGUAUCCAAAGAAGUGUACCAGCUACGAGGUCAAAACCAGAAGGAGCCUAUUCAGGUGCAGACCUUCCGGGAGAAGAUGGCAUUCUUUACAAGGCCAAGGAUCAACAUACCUCCUCUGCCAGCCGAUGAUGUAUGACAUGUUACUUUGUAAACAUGAAGUAUUUCUCUAUUUGUUCUUAUUUUAAGAUGAAGUUACUAGGCUAGUUAAGUUUAUUUUGUAAAAUUGUUGCGCAAAGACUAUUAAUAUACACAUUUUGUAAAAAAAUUAAAAGUAAACAAAAACAUAUAUAUAUAUAUAUAUAUAAAUAUAUACAUAUAUAUUUUAUAAUAGUGACUGCAGCAAGGCUUGGUUUUUCCUUGUUGUGAAAUUGACAUCUCUGAUGACAACUUAUUUUAUAUGGGGAAAAAAAUCAACUAUCCUGUUAGAGCUUGUACAGUUUUUAUGCCAUUUUAUUUGACUUAAAAGGCUGGAAGACAGAAACAAAGUGAGUUCAGGCAAAUUCACUGUAUUGUAAUUUAUUUAUAGUAACUCAUUUUCCUUGAAGGAAAAUCUACUUUAAGAUGUGUUUUAAAGACUGAAAUUUUGUUACUCAGUAUUUGUCAUACAGUAGAAUGGAACCAUUGAGCUGGUUUUGUUUCUGAUAGCUGAAAUGAAAAUACUAUGUUCUCAAUUUGUCACUUUUUAAUCAGCUUUGCUGUCUAAUAAUGUAACAUGUAUUUUGGCACUGUCUGAAAUUGAAGUAUCACCUGCAGUAUUGGAUUUUUUAAAAAAAAUCUGUUAAAACACAAACACUGUAUGGCGCACUUAAAUUUUCUUAUUCUGCGUUAGUAGAUUGUUCUAAUUUCAGUGGUGUCAAAUAUGUCUUUAAUGACUUUAACAUGUUUUUUCCAUUUAACGAGGGAAGGAACAAGGUGACAGGUCUCUAUUUAGCUGUUUUUAGGAAAGGGGCUUGUGAGUUUACUGUAUUAAUGAAAAUAUAGUAUUAAUAGAGUUUUUUAUGCAUAUGUUACAGAAAUCAUCUAGGUCUGGAUUCAGGAAAUCAUCCCAGUUAUCACAGAACUACUCAUUUCCUUAGAGUUCCUCCUAGGUCUUACAUUCCAAGCUUUAUUUUGUGCAGUAGAAUAUUGCUUUCUUAAAAGUAUGAUUCAAAAAAUAAAAACCAAUUUUGCAUCUGAUGUUUAAUCCUAGUACCCCAGUGAAGUGGGACCCAUUUCAUAUAGUGUGGAUCCAACAGCAGCUUGUUUGGAGAAGCACAAUAAAUUAAUGUGGUUUUUGGCUGUGAUUCUACUCUGCAGAAUAAUCCAGAUUUUUUACCUAUCCUUUUCAGUUUUUCAAGCUUAGCAGAAAAUCAUCUGUAUAUUUUCAGUGUUUUUCUGAUUAUCUUUACUAGAAAUCUGCUGGGGUUUUUGUUUUUGCUUGGAAUGAAAACCAGGGCUUUUCAGGGUUCCACAUCUGCUGCUAUGCAAAUUCAACCAUGUGGAAUUCUCCUACAAUCUUACAAAUAUAAACCAAAAUGCUAGGGGUGAAUUUGUUAAUUUUAAACUUGUUGCUAAUUCCUUCAUUUGUUCAGUUUCUGUUUAUUUCUGUUCUAUGUAAUACUUUUGUGUCACACAUCAUUUUACACUGUAAACCUAACUUUUGUUGGACUGACCUGUAGUCCUAACUUUCCUGGCCUUGCAUUUCAUGCAUGAUUUUAAAGACAUUGCUAUUUUUAUAGCACAAAUACUGGAUUAAUUGUCUUUGCUUGUUCUGGAACCAGUGUAGACCCCCACUUUGUCCCUGUGUUGUCCCUGAAGGUUCACUUGUUUCAGAACAAUAUUGGUGUUGGGGGAAAGUGGGGGAAAGUGGGGAGGGAGCUGCAAGAGGAAGCAGGAAGGUCCACAGAUAAUUGGAGGCACAGCACUGUUAAAGUUCCUUUAAAAUUAAUAGAAUGGCAAUAUGGACUAAGAAAAAGGUCAUUGAAUGUCACCUUAGAUCAGUUGGGGGUCCCUUGCUUGUACUUCUCUGUUAAACAUUAUUAACAUUGAUCUGUCACCUUAAAUUCCUGAAAAGUGCCGCUUUUUGCGUCUUGCAUGUGUAUGAAAGUGUACGCUAUUGUAUUCAGCUUCAGUUUUCCAAAGAAUUAUGUCCUACAAAAGGAAGCCUUAUCUCUUUGUAAAAUCUGUACCAUUUUUAUAUAGGACACCAUCAAGUUGAACUUUUGGUUUUAGAUACAAUCUAAGAAUGCCUUAAGGAGGCCUGAUACCAAAGAAAAGUCAUCAUUGUGUCAGAAACAAAUCCAUAUUCCCUGCAGUAUUUGGUGCACAAACAUUGACUUAACUUUAUGCAAACUCUUAAACUUCCAUUGUUAUUUUGCAAUAGUGAUUAAGCAACAUAUACUGCAGAUAAUUAUAAUUCAGAUAAUGUCUAAAUAUAUUAAAUUAACAUGAAAUUUGAUUUUGUAAAUCACAUCUGUCUUUAUCUAAUUGAAAAACUUGCAGCAUAAUCAUAACUGAAAAUAAAAAUGUUUGGUAUUAUCAUCAGUGCUCUAUAGUAUCUCUCUGGUGUGUUCAAUUUUGCAUACUGGUCCCAUAAUAUUAAAACAAACAGGAAGAAACUGUUCAAGCUGGGAUGGAAGCCUAAAGGAAAAUAAUGUUAUAUUCAGUAGUUAGGAGGAAUAGAAACAUUUGUUUACAAUGGCUGCCAUUUUAAAUGUCAGUAUUUUCCAACAAUAAUCAGGAAAUGGUCUUGAGUUGCAUUCUUGUACAGGGUAAUUCUUGAUCUGUUGGGGUUAAAUUUCAGCAACUCUGAUACUCUUUUGGGAAUGUAGUAAUGGAAGGCUUUCCUGCUUUUGUUCUUCAAUGUGUAGGUAUAUGAUUAGCACACAUAUAGAGCAGUUUUCAUCAUCAUUAUAUUUGUGUGCAAUAGCAGCAUUUUGUUUAACAUUUUGAUAUUUCUUGCAAAAAAUUGUGAUCUGCUUUUGUUUGUGUAUGUUAAGUCAAAUGGUGUACAUGGAACUCUGCCUACUUUUGGAGCUUCCUGGUAUAAAGUGUUACUGGGUUAUAGUGGUGGUCAAUGGACAGUGUCCCCAGUAUCAAGGGAGGACAAGAGUUUGACUGUCAAAAUGAAUACUAUUUCAGUGUGUUAAAAAUAAUGUACUUUACAGUAUUCAUUUCUUGUUUGUCACAGUUCUGAAUGAUUGUGUCAUUUAUAUUUGAAAAGUAUUCUGCAAAAAUAAUAAUAAUAAAAACCCUUGCCAUAAA
Messenger RNA from Heteronotia binoei (common prickly gecko), 7054 nucleotides. RefSeq names its product WWC family member 3 (gene WWC3). Gene Ontology annotation, molecular function: molecular adaptor activity; kinase binding. The record is from RefSeq and is a predicted model, not a curated record. The transcript has 23 exons. Gene Ontology annotation, cellular component: cytoplasm. Bases 354 to 3947 code for a protein of 1197 amino acids. Gene Ontology annotation, biological process: cell migration; regulation of hippo signaling; regulation of DNA-templated transcription. NCBI's taxonomy places the organism in Eukaryota, Metazoa, Chordata, Lepidosauria, Squamata, Gekkonidae.